AUGGCAUUUUUGCCCGGCACGGCGCUGCUCGCUUCUAAAGUGCCUCGCAAAAUCCUGUUCAUGUUCACGCUCUCGCUGUCCGUCACGUACCUCUUCUACAGUUUGAUGAGCUGCUACGACUCCCUGCGCGUCCCCGUGCUGGAGAACUACGCGUACCAGGCACCGGAGGUCACAACUUUGGCCACGCUGCGGGACAAACUUUAUUCCACCUCUUCCCCUUCGCCUUCCCGCGCGCACCCUGACCACCAGCUCGUAGCCACGAGUGUCACGGCGAAUGUGUUCACGGAGAAAUACGACGUCGAGACGUCCAUCACGGCGGGAUGGGAGCGAGCUCGGGCGGAGACGCCUGUUAGCAGGAGCGGCGCGGUGAAUGGGAACAGGAACAUGGAGCAUCCGGAGAGCAGCACCAUGGACAGAGGACUGGGGAGAGCCGCCAACUGCACCUCGGAUUACGGGGAGAAGAAAUUACCCCAGGCCAUUAUAAUCGGGGUGAAGAAAGGGGGCACGCGGGCUCUUCUCGAGGCGCUCCGGGUUCACCCGGAUGUGCGCGCGGUCGGAAACGAGCCGCACUUCUUCGACAGGAACUACGAGAAAGGACUGGACUGGUACAGGGACUUAAUGCCUUCGACGCUGGAGGGCCAGAUCACCAUGGAGAAAACACCCAGCUAUUUUGUGACGAACAGUGCUCCGAAGCGCAUCCACACAAUGGCGAAGGACAUCAAACUGAUCAUCGUGGUGCGCAACCCAGUGACCCGAGCCAUUUCAGACUACACACAGACGCUGUCCAAACGGCCCGAGAUCCCCACGUUCGAAGUCCUCGCUUUCAAGAACCGGACACUGGGUCUAAUCGACGCGUCAUGGAGCGCGCUGCGUAUCGGCAUCUAUGCGCUACACCUAGAAAACUGGCUCCAGUAUUUUCCCCUGUCACAGAUGCACUUUGUGAGUGGCGAGCGGCUCAUCACAGAUCCGGCCGGCGAAAUGACCAAGGUGCAGGACUUCCUGGGUCUCAAGCGCAUCGUCACCGACAAGCACUUCUACUUCAACAAGACCAAAGGCUUCCCCUGCCUGAAGAAGCCUGAGGACAGCAGCACCCCACGGUGCCUUGGCAAGUCCAAGGGCAGGACACACCCCAAAAUAGAGCCAGAUGUCAUCCGCAGACUGCACAAGUUCUACAAGCCCUUUAAUAAUAUGUUCUACCAAAUGACAGGGCAGAAUUUCCAGUGGGAGAUGGAGGAUGGAGGUGACUCCCCUGGCCCACGGGACUGA
Molecule: messenger RNA, 1266 nt
Organism: Neoarius graeffei (lesser salmon catfish)
Lineage: Eukaryota; Metazoa; Chordata; Actinopteri; Siluriformes; Ariidae
Gene: hs3st4
Product: heparan sulfate (glucosamine) 3-O-sulfotransferase 4
Exons: 2
Coding region: 1-1266 (421 amino acids)
Molecular function (GO): [heparan sulfate]-glucosamine 3-sulfotransferase activity
Source: RefSeq, a predicted model, not a curated record